Messenger RNA from Macroventuria anomochaeta, 1796 nucleotides. RefSeq names its product homocitrate synthase. Gene Ontology annotation, molecular function: homocitrate synthase activity. The coding region runs from base 118 to 1581 and encodes 487 amino acids. The transcript is spliced from 4 exons. The record is from RefSeq and is a predicted model, not a curated record. Lineage: Eukaryota; Fungi; Ascomycota; Dothideomycetes; Pleosporales; Didymellaceae. Gene Ontology annotation, cellular component: mitochondrion.
GAAGAAUUUUGACCUGCACUUUCUUGACUCACCUGAAGAUAACGACCCAGACUUCAAAUAUCCGCUAGCUCCCAAUCUCCAAUCUUCCUUCAUCCACAUCCACAUACAGCUUCCAAAAUGUGUCCUACCUGCGAACCUGAGCAGACCAACGGCCAUGCCAAUGGCACCAACGGCACCUCCAAUGGCAACCACGAGGGCUUCACCGGCGUCCAGACACGCAAUAACCCUCGUCCUGACCACGUCAGUCCCUACAAGCCCGUAGGAGAUUUCCUUUCGAACGUCUCUCGCUUCAAGAUUAUCGAGAGCACACUCCGUGAAGGCGAGCAGUUUGCCAAUGCCUAUUUCGACCUCGACGCCAAGAUCAAGAUCGCUAAGGCGCUUGAUGAAUUUGGUGUUGACUACAUCGAAUUGACCAGCCCUGCUGCUUCUGAGCAGUCAAGAAAGGACUGCGAGGCCAUCUGCAAGCUCGGUCUCAAGGCCAAGAUCCUCACCCAUGUACGCUGCCAUCUCGAUGAUGCCAAGAUUGCCGUCGAGACCGGUGUCGAUGGACUUGAUGUUGUUAUUGGAACCUCGAGCUACCUCCGCGAGCACAGCCACGGCAAGGACAUGACAUACAUCAAGAACACCGCUCUGGAAGUCAUUGAGUUCGUCAAGAGCAAGGGCAAGGAGAUUCGUUUCUCUUCUGAGGACUCUUUCCGCUCAGACCUCGUCGAUCUGCUCUCCAUCUACAGCGCCGUUGACAAGGUCGGUGUCAACCGUGUUGGUAUCGCCGAUACUGUUGGUUGCGCUUCUCCUCGCCAGGUCUACGACCUCGUCCGCACACUUCGUGGUGUCGUCUCUUGUGACAUUGAGACUCACUUCCACAACGACUCUGGCUGCGCCAUUGCGAACGCAUACUGCGCUCUUGAGGGGGGUGCUACUCACAUCGAUACCUCCGUUCUUGGUAUUGGUGAGCGUAACGGUAUCACGCCUCUUGGUGGUCUUAUGGCCCGUAUGAUUGUCGCGGACCGUGACUACGUCCUCUCCAAGUACAACAUCAAGAAGCUCAAGGAGGUCGAGGAUCUCGUUGCCGACCUUGUCGAGGUCAACAUCCCCUUCAACAACUACGUUACCGGAUUCUGCGCCUUCACCCACAAGGCUGGUAUCCACGCCAAGGCUAUCCUGAACAACCCCUCGACUUACGAAAUCAUCAACCCCCAGGACUUCGGCAUGUCUCGUUACGUCCACUUUGCCAGCAGACUUACUGGCUGGAACGCCAUCAAGUCCCGUGCUGAGCAGCUUGGCCUCAAGAUGUCUGAUGCGCAGUACAAGGAGUGCACAGCCAAGAUCAAGGCCAUUGCCGAUAUUCGCAAGAUUGCGCUUGACGAUACCGACUCGAUCAUCCGUACCUACCACCACAACUUGCACGCCGAGGAGGAGCAGCCCCUUCUGCCUGGUAUGACCGAAGAGGAGAAGAAGAAGUUCGUUGAGGCCGAGAAGGAGCUCAGCGGAGUGCCAGAGAAGAGGGCGCUGGACGCUGCCGCAGAUGCGGAGGCUGAGGUCCCAGCUGCUAAGAAGACAAGAUCGGCCGCCGUCGCCUAAGCGUUUGAACGUGUGUAAAAUUGGGUAUCCGGCGUUUCUUGCUUUUCUUUACUGUCAGUCUCAGGGAUUGUACUUUCACGGCAUGUCUGCAUAUUCCGGUUACGGAAAAGUCGUUUUGUUUUGAUACCUCAGAUCGACGAGCUUUGAUAGCUUGUCGCAGCACAUAGAGCACGCUGCCUGUCUAUGGGCGCAAAGAAGCCUAAAGUCAAUGGUAA